UAGUUAAAAAUAAAAAAAUCUUCGGUGACUGAAGCACCACAGUCAGAGUCCCCUUUCCAUUCGCCAUAACCAAAACCUUCCUGCCUUUACCUAUUCUUGUGUUUCAUUUCUUCUCUAACCCUCUCCACUCAAUUCUCCCACUACAUUCUUACCCACGACCGCCCUUUUUGCCUCCAUAACCUCUAAAUUUCUCUUGUGUUCACUGCCAUCACCCAGGUUGUUCUUCGAGUAUGUAUUGUAUUGGUUUCGGUUAUACUUGUGCCUUUACAGAGACUGUAAUAGCUGCUUGGACUCAUAGAGAUUCAAUACAAGGAAGAAACUUUGGAAAUUUAAAUGUUUGUGCAUAUGGGUACUUGGGAAACAGGUUUGCAUUGAGAAGAAAACAAAUGGGUUUAUGUGGGUUUGUUAUGAAAAUCCGGAAAGAAGGAGAGAAACUGGCCAAGAAGAAGAACAAUGAAGUUGUGAUAUCUUCAGAAGAAGUAAUAAGGGCUCUUAAGUCUACAACAGACCCAAAUUCUGCUUUGCUCUAUUUUAAGUUUGUUGCUAAGUUACCUUAUGUUGUUCACACCACUGAAACAUGCAAUUAUAUGCUUGAAAUCUUGAUGAGUCUUAAGAGGGUAGAGGAUAUGGUUGUUGUUUUUGAUUUCAUGCAAAAGAAAGUCGUUUACCGAAAUUUGAAUACUUAUCUAGCCAUUUUUAAAGGUCUUUACAUUAGGGGUGGAAUUCGACAAGCACCAACUGCUCUUGAGGUGAUGAGAAAGGCUGGGUUUGUUUUGAAUGCUUUUUCGUAUAACGGGUUGAUCUAUUUGCUUCUCCAGUCAACGUUUUGUAAGGAGGCUUUAGAGGUUUACAACAGAAUGAUCAUAGAGGGGAUGAAGCCGAAUUUAAAGACUUAUGCAUCACUUAUGGUAGCAUUUGGUAAGAACCGGGAUACUCAAACUGUAAUGGGUUUGUUAGAAGAGAUUGAACAUUUGGGAUUGAAGCCUAAUGUUUAUAUAUUUAGCAUAUGCAUUACAGUUCUUGGAAAGGAGGGGAAAAUUGAUGAGGCUUAUGAUAUAUUGAAGAGAAUGGACGAAGAAGGAUGUGAGCCAAAUGUUAUUACUUAUAGCAUUCUUAUUGAUGCUCUCUGUAAAGCAGGUAAACUUGAUAAUGCAAAAGAGUUGAUUGUGAAGAUGAAAGCCAUCAACAGUCUCAAACCUAAUCGUACAACAUACACUAUUCUGUUGGACAAGUUAAGAGAUUGUGGAGAAUUGGAAACUUUGAAAGAAAUUUGGGAUGAAAUGGAAGCUAAUGGUUUUGAUCAUGAUGUAGUUACGUUCACCACUCUUAUUGAUGCUUUUUGCAAAGCUGGCAAUGUUGACAAAGCAUUUGAUACUCUGGGUGUCAUGAUGGAGAAAGGGAUCUUACCAAAUCUUUAUACUUACAACAUCUUGAUUGGAGGACUAUCAAGAUCAUGUAGAUUGGAUGAGGCUUUUAAACUUUUCAGUAAGAUGAAAUCCUUGCAUAUCAUACCCGAUGCAAUUACAUAUAAUACACUCAUUUCGGGUUUAGUGAAAUCUAAUAGUGUCGAUGAGGCUAUCGAUUUUUACUAUGAUCAUGUAGGUCGGGACUUUUCCCCCGUUCAUCGUACAUACUACCCACUUAUUGAUGGUCUUUUUGAGGCAGGAAGACAUGAAGAAGUAAUGCUUUUGUUUGAAGAGAUGGCAUUAUAUGGAUGCAAACCGAAUUAUGUGACUUUCACCAUUCUUAUAGAUGGGUUCGGAAAAGCAGGAGAUGUAGAAACUGCCUGUCAAUUGUUUAAGAGAAUGGUUAAAGAUGGAAUGAGACCAGACUUAUAUACUUAUAGGUCUCUACUGGUACCUUUAUGCCAUUUAGGAAAAACUGAUGAUGCUCUGUAUUACUUUGAAGUACUAAAGCAGACUGACCUUAGUCCUGAUAUAGUUUUGUAUAACAAUUUGAUUUACGCACUUGGAAGAUCGCGGAGAGUAGAAGAAGCUCUAUCUCUCUACAAUGAAAUGCAGAGCAGAGGAAUUUUCCCUGAUAUUUUCACAUACAACAAUCUAAUACACAGUCUUGGGAUCGUGGGAAUGGUGAAGCAAGCAGUGAGUUUGUAUGAAGAAUUACAACAUAAGGGUCUUGAACCUAAUGUUUCCACCUACAAUGCUCUCAUUCGAGCUCAUUCCUGGGCAGGGAAUCCAGACCUUGCUUAUGCAAUUUACGAGAAAAUGAUAGCUGAUGGCUGCAACCCGAAUGAAAAAACAUUGCAAUUACUACCUAACCAAACUUGAGUAGACAUUUCCUUGAACUGUGUUUGAGGACCCAAUGGUUGGAGGGAUGAACUUAAGAAGCAACUUCACCGAAUCAGACCUAGCAAUAACGUCUUAUUCGUCAUGUUAAGGCAAAUACAAGUUUUACCUUUAAGAAAGAUCUUAUUCAGAUUGUCCUAUGAACUUACCAUUUACUGGACCAAUUGGUUGGAGAGAUUACCAAGUGACUAUUUGUUCAAGUGCAAUUGAAUUUCUGACAAGCUUUGUGCAAAGUCUUCACCGGGGUAAAUCAGCUGGUAAUCUGCAAUCAAAAGGUUCCUCAAAUCUUCAUUUGGUCCAAUCUUCACAAUAACCUUUUUAUCAAUUUUAGCCCAUAUAAAAUCAGCUUCUGCAGCUAAUAUGUUCCCAUUGCUUCUGCUAUUAAUGUCAUUUCUCUUCCUAAUUGCAAUCACAUUGAAAAGAUGUACUUACUAUUGUUGGGGUUCCUGGGUGAGUGAGAAUAUAAACAUAACCAAGCAUGAGUUUUUCUUCAGGAAAAGGCCAAGUCUUUUGAAAUCAAGUAUCUUGAUUGUCAAUAAAGGUCACUGAACUCUCAUGCCUUAUUCCGAUCAUACCUGGAGGCUUCUUGUUUUUGUCCUUCAAACGCCACAACACACCGAAAACUGCAGCCUGAAGAACACCUUUGUGGUAAAAUCAAAGGCAGUGAUUUGGCUAUCAGCAGCCUCAACCCAAUCAACUAGCAUUCGACGUGGUUUUCUUGAUCAUCCCAUAAGGUGGUCGAUCUCAGGUACUCCUCCCCAGCUAUCCCUAGGAUCCGAGUUCUGAACUCGGUGUCAUCUUUGUAGAUGAAUGAUGGCCCCCAGUCAAGGCAGGCAAGCAUCUGGUGCUUAGUUGUAAUUUGAGAUUUUACAACACUUUAAGUUAGAUUUUACUCUUCUAAUGAUUUUUUUUUUUAGUUGUAAUUUGAUUAUGGGUCUUAUUAAUAUGGGGAUAUAAUCAUGCUUCUUGAAAAAACUUUUUGAAGAGGUCACUACUAGUCAACAACACUUAAUUUUAGAAUUUUUAAGUGAUAGACUACCAGAAAACAAGAUGAAUCUCAUUGAUAUAAAUAGUAUCAAUCAUUCUAUUUAAG
Cannabis sativa is the source of this 3399-nucleotide messenger RNA. Its product is annotated as pentatricopeptide repeat-containing protein At4g31850, chloroplastic. The coding region runs from base 231 to 2288 and encodes 685 amino acids. NCBI's taxonomy places the organism in Eukaryota, Viridiplantae, Streptophyta, Magnoliopsida, Rosales, Cannabaceae. The transcript is spliced from 6 exons. Gene Ontology annotation, molecular function: protein binding. The record is from RefSeq and is a predicted model, not a curated record.